AUUGUACGCUACCCACCUCGCGCAUUCCCGCCAACCGCUCCUUCCGAACGGGAACCGUUCCGUUCCCCUCUCCGCUCUCCGAAACGGCAAACCCGCCAAACCCUAAGCCACCGACCGACCCUUCCCGAACCUUCCGCCGCCGCGGCCCGCGGGCCGCGGCCAUGACCUCCGCCCCCUCCGAGUGCAAGGUCGCCGGCCUCCAGGCCGCGCUCGACGGCAACCUCCGCCUCCUCAAGAGACGAACUGGAUUGCCAGGUUCGUUUUUUACGAUUCUGGCGAAAAAGGUGGACUUGCAGGGUGUGAAGGACGAGGGGCAACAUGUGCUCCAUGCUGCUGCUGUCAUGGGCCGUCUCGAGGUCUGCAAGUUCCUGGUGGAGGAAUUGAGGCUCGAUGUCAACUCCACCUCCACUGAAGGUGUGAUGCCGAUGAUCCAGGCUGCUGCGAUGGGAAUGUCCCUGUUCUGCAGUACCUUCUGGGCCGUGGCUGUGACCCAGCGGUGACCACCUCCUGGGGCUCCACAGCGCUUCACAAUGCGGUGGAGCACGGGCAUUGCAAUGCUGUUGCUGUCCAAGGGUGUUGCCAUCGACCCUCUCAAUCCCUGUGGAAUGCCGAUGCACUUGGCCGCCGCCAAGGAACAGGAUUAGGCUAUGAAGAUCCUGCUGGAGCAUGGCGCUGACGUGAGUUGGUAAAGAAUAGGUGAAUUCAUUUUCUGACAUCAUUUUCCUUUGCAGCCCAACACUGCUGUCAAUCAUGUUUGUUCACCACUUAUGAUGGCGUGCUCCACGGAAUCAUUGAAAUGUGUGAAGCUACUGGUUCAGGCUGGUGCUGAUGUGAACAUUAAAAGUUCCUCUGGGGCAUCUGCUUUAAUGUUUGCAGUUGAUGAUGGCUUAACUGACAUUGUGAAGUUUUUGGUAGAGGUUGAACUUUGGAGCUGACCCCAAACAUCCCUGACCAUGCAAGUAUGGCUCUGUGAAGGUUACAAUCUCUUACCCCCUUGCAUAUCUGGUGGCUGGGUAGCAUAUAAAUCAAGGUUUCACGCAAGUAGUGUACAUGUCUAAAAUAUAAAUUGUUCAUGUAUCAUGCAUAAGUUCGCUGUUUAAAUUCUAUUCAUGUUUA
Molecule: messenger RNA, 1116 nt
Organism: Panicum virgatum (switchgrass)
Lineage: Eukaryota; Viridiplantae; Streptophyta; Magnoliopsida; Poales; Poaceae
Exons: 5
Coding region: 162-500 (112 amino acids)
Molecular function (GO): protein binding
Source: RefSeq, a predicted model, not a curated record